GUAGCCAACGUCGUCAGAAUCCAGACCAAGCCAUUUCUACUUCCAAUCAGUCUGAGGCUAACAGAUACCCCCCACACACACAAAUUCAUUAACUCAUAUUCCGGCUUCAAAGUUCAUCCAAAAUUCAGCUGAUCAUGUCCGGUAAACACAGUUGGCGGAAAGGCCCCAGCUUCUUCUGGCAGCCCAAUCAUCUCAGAAUCCUCCAAUCGCUGGGUGGCACCUGGCGGAGUGGCGGCGGUCGCCGGACGCCCAAUGGCUCCUGGCGCCGACGCGGACGCAUCUUCCAUGAAGAGAAUCCGAACGAGUAUCAGCCGCCGCGGCAGCCCACCCCCGUGGUGAAGCGGGGGCGUUGGUGGGAGAGGCCCAAGUGCAUGCCGGGUCUGGGAGAGAUACUGGAGCCUCGGCGCAUUAAUCCGCCUCGAAACUCGAUGAGUAUCCUGGAUGCCUUGCACUCGCGUUUCUAUGGAAAAUAUUCCAAGGACGAUGGGUCGUGGAAUGAUCCGUCGCAGGAGCAGACUGGUGAGGAAGUGGAGUGCCGGGAAGGCAAGGGCAUCAGGUUCCCGAAACGAAACCGACGCGCGGAGUCGCGGAGAGGAAAAUUGAUAACUUAUCAGGCAGAUCCGAUUGAGUUUGGCACUAAGAAAUCGGCCCAAAAAGAACUAACCAAAUCCGAAGUAAAGGAUCCAUCGGGGUCUUCAAAGGUGUCUUCUGACACCUUUCCACACUCUCCCAAACUGAGCACAUCUGAGCCAUCCAAAGAGCCAUCUGAAUCAGAAUUCGUGGAUCCAUCCUGGCCACGGGGUGACUUAAGGACAUCAGAUUUAAAUAAUCUAAAGAGUCUGUCGCUUGAUUUGUACGCCGAAGUCUUCAAAUCAAAUAUAGACGACCCUUAUGGAUCGACAGAUUAUACUAUUUGUGAGGAGGCAGUCCCAGGAGACAAGUCUUCUGACGGCUUGAAGCGUCCUGUCUUCCGCCUUCCGAAACUCGCUGAUCCUCCUUCGAUCUCAAUGAAUAUAUUCAGUGACACCAGAGUUAAGGGCCCUGAAUCAAGGUUAAAGGGGGAGGCUGCAGUGAGUAUGCGAAGAUAUGUUUCCAAGGAUAUUAAAACUAAGCUGGCUGAAGAGGAAGAGGGUAAUGAGGGAACUCCUUCAGAACUCCUUCCAAGGUCUACCGAAUUUUUCACAAAAAAAUCACCUGAAACGGAUACCUCUAAAUCAGAGAAGAUCCGAACUCCUGAAACUAUAGCCGACAGGGACGAAUCCAGUGGGGCAGAAUACAAACCCUCAGCAAAGGACUCGCCAGAGACCAAAGCUUCUAGUCUUCAUAAUGCCAGCAGAAAAGAUGCCGAAUAUCUGCUGGAGAGGCUGAAUGAGAACACUUUGGAUGUUAGGAGCAUCAUUGGCCUAACCAUUUCCAAUCAGGCUAUAUCGGUGAUGGGCGCACCGCCCUCCGCCAACUCUCUUUUGGCUGAUCCACCAAAGAAAACUGACCAAGAUCCUGCCCAAAAAAGAGUCCCUCCCAAGGCCUUGGCCGAACAAGGCAACGACCCAGUAAGUGCCUUCAGGAAGCCUCCCACCGGGCCAAAGGAUCUUCACAGUCGGCAAACUUCUGGAAAAGCAGCAGGACCUGGAGGCAAGCCCCCCGCAGCAGGAGCCGGAGCAGGAAAAGGAAAAGGACCAGCUGGACCGGGAGCAAAAGGGCCUGCAGGACCUGGAGCCAAAGGGCCAGCCGGAGCCGGAGGCAAAGGGCCUGCCGGAGGGAAAGGACCAGCAGGACCCGCAGGAAAGGGACCAGCAGGACCCGCAGGAAAAGGACCAGCCGGACCCGGAGGCAAAAAACCCGCUGGACCAGCAGAGAAAGGAGGAAAAGGGGGAGGCACGCGGGUCAUCACUCUAAUGCCUGGGGACGGUAUCGGCCCAGAAAUAUCGAUGGCUGUGCUCCAGGUCCUUGAAGCCGCCAAAGUGCCACUGAUCUUCGAGCCCGUCGAUGUCACCCCUGUGAUGGACAAGCAUGGCCGGCAAACGGUGCCCAAGGAGGUCAUCGACAGCAUGAACCGCACCAAGGUGGGCCUGAAGGGUCCCCUAAUGACGCCCGUGGGCACGGGCUUCCGCUCCCUCAACCUGACCCUGCGCCAGCUGUUCAAUCUGUACGCCAACGUCCGGCCCUGCCGAAAUCUGCCUGGUGUGGAGACUGUUUACGGCGAUGUGGAUAUUGUGACCAUUCGCGAGAACACCGAGGGCGAGUACUCGGGCAUCGAGCACACCCUAGUCAACGGUGUGGUGCAGAGCAUCAAGCUGAUCACCCGGAACGCCUCCCUCCGGGUGGCCGAGUACGCUUUCCAGUUCGCCCUGGAGAUGAAGCGGAAAAAGGUGACGGCCGUGGGCGAGGAGAACGCUAUGCGAAUGUCCGACGGGCUCUUCCUCCGUUGCGUCAAGGAGAUGUCCGAGAAGUACAAGAAAAAGCUGGAUGCGGCUGGUAUCGUGUUCGAGUUCUCGACUAUGACGACCGUGUGCCUCAAUAUCGUCCAGGAUCCCAAGCGUUAUGAUGUUCUGGUGUUGCCCAACCUAUAUGGUGACAUUAUCUCGGAUACGUGUGCCGGUCUGAUUGGCGGACUUGGCUUAACGCCGUCGGGAAAUAUUGGUACCGAGGGGGCCAUCUUCGAGUCUGUGCACGGAACCGCCCCGGACAUUGCUGGCAAGGACUUGGCCAAUCCAACGGCACUCCUGCUAUCGACCUGCAUGUUGCUGCACUACGUCGGAAUGCCGGAUCAGGCCGAGAAAAUAAAAGAAUCGAUUUUGACAACCCUAACGGAAGGCAGCGUUCGCACCAAGGAUUUAGGCGGGAAUGCCAAGUGCUCGGAGUACACCCAGGCGCUGAUAAAGAAUCUCAAAUAGUCUAUAGAGGCUCUCAAAAUUUGCAUUUAGUCUAGGUGUGACAUUCCAAUAAAGUUACCAGUUACAUGCCACUUUUAA
Molecule: messenger RNA, 2972 nt
Organism: Drosophila ananassae
Lineage: Eukaryota; Metazoa; Arthropoda; Insecta; Diptera; Drosophilidae
Exons: 1
Coding region: 135-2894 (919 amino acids)
Biological process (GO): isocitrate metabolic process; tricarboxylic acid cycle
Cellular component (GO): mitochondrion
Molecular function (GO): isocitrate dehydrogenase (NAD+) activity; NAD binding; magnesium ion binding
Source: RefSeq, a predicted model, not a curated record